UAUUAAUAGUGGUGGUAAAACAAAGGACCCCAUCAAUUGGAGUAAAACAUAAUGUUUUGAAGUUUUAGCUUUUUCCCCCAAUGAUAAGAUUUACUGUGCUCGAUACUUCAUUUGUAUGCAGAUCUAUUUUUAAACUUCUCUACAAUAUGUGAAAGCUCUUGAAAAGCUUAAUUAUUGGCUCAUGUUUGUUCAGGAGAAAAAGAUCUGCUACUUUUGGGGAUGUUCCAUGCUUCGAUGAACAUGAGUGAAAUGGUCUCCUACCAAGUUAAAGCUCGCACAAGAACCCGCAGUAUCCACACUGUCAGAAGUAUGAGGGUUUGUUCAAAGACCUUCCGUUUCCUUCAUGUCGUGAGCAAGAACAAGGUAAGUGCUGUGCAAAAAUGGUACAGGGAGCAAGGUCUUACUCCACGUCGUAAGAAGUCUGGAGGCCGAGUCGACUGUAUCAGAACUUUAAGUUACGAGGAUACUAAAAGAGUUUUUCAGUUCAUCCAAAAUUUUGCUGAGGAGCAUGCACUUCUUCUUCCUGGUCGUGUUUCUGGGUACAAGAGAUCGGAUCUUUGUCUGCUACCAUCAACCAACUCGAAAGCCAGCAUCUGGAGGAACUACUACAAGCCAGCUAUGGAAACAACAGGCUUCAGAGCAGCAGCACUGGCCACCUUCAAGAAGCUCUGGAAACAACUCUGUCCACGGAUUGUGUGUUGUCGACCAAUGACUGACCUCUGCUGGGAGUGCCAGAAGAACAACAACCUCAUCAACAGGACCGUCAACUGUGAAGAAGAAAAGAAGACCGCUACAUUGCAGAGGCAGGAGGCCCACCUUCAACACGUCAAAGAAGAGCGCACUUUGUACAAGAAGCAGGUUGCUGAUGCAAGAGUCGUCGUUGCGGAUGGAAGCUUAAAAUUAGGCCGAAACGACCCUUGCUCUAGGGAGUGCGUUAUGCAUUAUUCGUUUGAUUUUGCUCAACAGAUUCACUACCCUUCAAAUCCUCUCCAGCCCGGGCCUAUGUACUUCGUGGAUCUAAGAAAGUGUGGCAUCUUCGGAGUCUGCUGCGAGGGAGUUCCUCAACAAGUGAACUACCUCAUAGAUGAAGGGAUGACGUCGACGAAAGGGAGUAACGCUGUAAUCAGCUACUUGCAUCAUUUCUUUGAAAAUUAUGGACUUGGCGAAGAACAUCUCAGUCUGCACUGCGACAACUGUUCAGGACAGAACAAAAAUAGAUACAUGCUUUUCUAUCUUAUGUGGAGGACUCUGCAUGGACUUCACAAGGACAUCUCACUCAACUUCAUGGUGGCUGGUCACACCAAAUUCAGUCCGGAUUGGUGUUUUGGCCUUCUUAAGCAGAAAUAUCGCCGCACCCAAGUGUCAACCUUAGAAGAUAUAGCGCGCGUGACUGUCGAGAGUACAGCAACCCGUUUGAACAUGGCUCAACUAGUUGGCAGCGAGUCACAGGAAGUCUUUGUCCCAUCUUAUGACUGGCAAACAUUUCUUGGGGCGUACUUCAAGCCGAUCGAUGGUGAUGUCGGCAUCAAGAGUUUUCAGCAUUUCCGGUUUUCAUGCGAGGAACCUGGUGUCGUGUAUGCUUCAAAGAGACAGUCCGAUGAAGAAAAGAAAUUCAACCUCCUACGUUCACCCAAUACUCUACCACCUGUAGAACUUCCAGAGGAGCUUACACCCCCAGGACUUGACGCAGAACGUCAGUGGUACUUAUUUGAUGAAGUUAGAGAGUUCUGCAGUGAGAAAGGAGCAGAUAUAACCUGCCCUAGGCCCACAGUCCCCAAUCCUAAGAAGCUUGUUGCUGAAGAGAGUGACGUCGUCUUAGAGCAGAAAGUAAAACGACGAAAAUAGCCAACUUAAAUUUGCACUAAACUAGAUUUAGUUUGUGCUUUUAAUCCAGGAUUUUAAGUUUUUAUAAAACUAAAAAAAAACUUUAACGUGAAGGAUACCUUGGGUUCUAUGAACCCUCCAUUUUUAAACUCUAUACAAAUGUAGCUGUAUAAAAAGACAACUAACAUAUGAAAAAUUCAUCUCAAAAUGUUGGUCGCAUUUUUGAAAUAUUGCGAAAAUCUGGAGCAAACAUUUCAACGCAGGAAGAAUAAACCCUAAUUUAGGAAUACACAACCAGAUCAAAAUUUUGGUCCAUAAAACUGAUAUCUGAAAAACUGAAUAAUUUAUUUUGUGCAUGUUUCGAAAUGAUAAGACUCAAAAAAAGGCACACAGGUUAUGCGCGGGCAAGUGCGCUGUGCAUUGUUCAAGCGGUCUAUUUUCACAGGUAACUCUCUUUUGAUGAAAGCUCAUCCACUUUCAGUACCAAAACUGAUAUAUUUUUGCUUUGUACUAUUGCUACUAAUUUUAAAAGUGAUUACCAAUUUUAUAUACCUUUUCUUCAAGCAAAAAAAUUUACUCAUAUUGCUCACUAAAAUUAAAUCCAAACUCAUAAACUCAUAUACUCUGCCAAGUAGAAGUAAAAGCUUAGUCUAGCUUAAUGAUGCAGCUAAAGUUUUGUUAAUUUUUGUUUGUGGUAAUUUUGUCAGCGUAAUAAUUUAAUUGUCUUGAUGUUUUUGUUUCUUUAAUUUCAAACAGUUUUAAUCACUCGAACAGUAUUAAAACUCUUCAGCCAAUCUUCAGUAACUCAAAUUUGUUCACAAACUAGUGUCGCUUACAAAAAUUCUUCUACAAAAGGAAGGAGCUAUCCUUAAGAGUUGAAAAAUGUGGUCAACAAGAAACGAUGGGACCGGUAAGUGAAUUUUCACCUUAGUUUUUAAAAAUCUUUUUCUGAUGUUUUCAGGGCACAGAGGUCUGUUGGUUUAAUUUGAAUGUCUUACCAUUCUGGUAACAGCAUAAUGACUACUAGGUUGUAAAACUAUAGCACUGUUGCUAUUUUCAGUAUGAAUGCCAGCUUAAUGACAGUUUUCUGAGUUCCCUUGUUGGGAAGAUCAUCUCAUCUUAAAACUAAAUAAAAUGUUUUUAUUUUUUUAUUAUAACAAUAAAUGCAGCUGAAGAAAGAAAUUGUAAUUAAUUUGUUAAUUAUUUUAUUAAUUGUACUUUAGUGAGUCUUUUUUGAACAUUGUAUCUUGUUAUUAAAGGCAGUGGACACUAUUGGUAAUUUCUCAAAAUAAUUAUUAGCAUAAAACCUUACUUGGUGUCGAG
Asterias rubens (European starfish) is the source of this 3147-nucleotide messenger RNA. RefSeq lists its product as uncharacterized. The coding region runs from base 220 to 1845 and encodes 541 amino acids. NCBI's taxonomy places the organism in Eukaryota, Metazoa, Echinodermata, Asteroidea, Forcipulatida, Asteriidae. The transcript is spliced from 5 exons. The record is from RefSeq and is a predicted model, not a curated record.